Drosophila melanogaster (fruit fly) is the source of this 1726-nucleotide messenger RNA. RefSeq names its product dynein axonemal assembly factor 3 (gene Dnaaf3). Gene Ontology annotation, biological process: axonemal dynein complex assembly. The coding region runs from base 64 to 1686 and encodes 540 amino acids. Gene Ontology annotation, cellular component: cytoplasm; dynein axonemal particle. Lineage: Eukaryota; Metazoa; Arthropoda; Insecta; Diptera; Drosophilidae. The transcript has a single exon. The record is from RefSeq and is marked reviewed.
AUAACCAAAUAAGUUUCAACGGAUCCAGACUUCAUCGAAAAACCAAAGCCACUCAAGGUCAAAAUGCUGUGGGGAAUCAGUUCCGCGCUUGAUUUAUACGAGGAGUACCUAAGGGCCUUCAAGAUCAAGGACGACCCGCUGCCGGAGGAUGAGCAUGCACGCGAGGAAGCAGAAGAAGCGGCCGGAGAUAAUACUUUGAACACCCUAAACAUACUCAUCUGCGGUGGAGCUGAUCCACGGCAUGUUAUCAAGACGCUGGCCAAAAGAUACACACAUCGCAUCCGACCCAAACUAAAUAUCUAUUUACUCGAUGGUUGCGCCGAAAUUGAAGCCAGGAACAUGCUGCUCCUGGGCGUAGCCCUGGAGGAUCCCGAGUCCUUUAACCUGGUGUCCAAGGUGCACUUGUUCAUGGACCUCUACGGAAAUGCGGUGAUCCGUCCCAGCUCGCACCAUUACAUGGCAGCCAAGGGACGCACACUGCUCAAAAUGGUCACCAAUGAGGAGGAACUUCAGCGCCUGGCUCCCAUGCUGAAUAUAGAAGGACUAAAGUACAAGGAACGAGAUGGCUUUGAGAUGGCUUUCACUUUUUGGCAGCCGCAACCGUGGAAUGUCUUUGAGGUGACCGCCUACUGGGAGCAAAGGUCGAGGGCCCUGCUCGGCACCAGGUAUGACCAUCGCAACGGGGCCUUUGAUUGGGACCUGAGCAUGACCCUAAAGGAACGUGGAGGGCAGCAGAUCUGUUCGCAGGAGUACCGCUAUUGGCGCGAGACCGGCGUGGCUUUCGUUUUUCCGGAAUAUGAGCAUUGCAAGCCGAACAAGACACUGGCCGUUGGAUUGGUGCGCAAUGGACGCAACUUCAUCCACCGUGGCUAUGUGGGUGAUAUCCAGACUGGACCGUUUUGUGGCUUCGGGCUGCGCACCGUGGAGGAGCGAAUGCAUCAUUCUGUGCACGGUGAUAAUGAUUAUCGUGCUACCGAUAUAACAGAACGCAAUCUCAUGGAAUUCUUCCAUGAAUUGCUGACCCAGACAGCCUACGAGCAUGAUACCACUCGUUCCCGACGGUAUGGCUCUGUUCAGCUGCUGAUGACGCCCUUGUUGAACCACCAGGAAGAGGACGCUGCUGGGCAAGCGGCUUACGAUAAGCCAUGGAUCCACGUGCCCGGAGUAACAGUGCACUUUGUGUCGCCCAUGGAGAUGGAGCAGCUGAAAAAGGGUGCAGCUCAUUGGAACAAUAUGUUUGAUAUCGUCUUUAUGGCCUAUAACUAUUACUCUUUCUUGAGCAAGGACUUCUUCCAGGCGAUGCGUGCGCAAUCACUUUUUAUUCUGGAAACCAAGCUGAUGACGGUGGAGCGCAAAGAUCGUGUGCAGGAGUACGAAUCCAAAGCUAAAGAACUGAUGAAGGAUGCUGGCCUUAAGGCGGCCAUCAACUACCAGGCCAUCAACGGCAAGAACAUGUGGCUAAAAUACAAAAAGACCGAUAAAGAUGAACAAGAAGAUGAAGCCGUGACAGAAGCCAUGCCAGAAAGUACUUUCAAAUAUGACACAGACACAGAUUAUGGUGAACCUGCUGAAGAGUAUACUGGUCUAGUAAUUGAAGAGAUUCCCUCAUCGAAUCAGACUGUGGCAGCCAUUAAGAAGGAAGUGGAGGCAGAAGGUCCCCUACAACCAAAAACUAACUUCCCAUGAAUAAGAAAUCCGAAUCCGAAUAAAAUGAAAUAUGCAUCUU